Messenger RNA from Wyeomyia smithii (pitcher-plant mosquito), 899 nucleotides. RefSeq lists its product as uncharacterized. The transcript is spliced from 3 exons. NCBI's taxonomy places the organism in Eukaryota, Metazoa, Arthropoda, Insecta, Diptera, Culicidae. The coding region runs from base 271 to 684 and encodes 137 amino acids. The record is from RefSeq and is a predicted model, not a curated record.
UGAGCAUGAGCAUGAUUGACCGCCCGCGGUUGCUACUCCGUUAUUGCCAGAUCAGCUGUAAUUACACAGAGAACCAACAGAUGAUGCUUGGGACCAACAUGCAUCCUCAAUGUGUAAAAACCGGUGACCUUAAUCUUUAUAUUAGGCAAUACCAGCGCCGGCCGCAUCCGAAUGCAGGUCAAAGAAGGAAUUUGUAUAGGAAAAUGUUGACGUGAUACUCGCUUAUUGGAAGCCGAGAACACCUCUGCACUUCCACGAGAAAUCACUGGGAUGUUGGAGAAAGGGCAAGUAACCACACCGGAAAAAUACUACAUUUUAUCCUCCGAUGAGAUUUACGAAGUUCGCGACUCAAAUGCACCGUAUGUAACUGGAUUUUCGUUCCCCUUAGUCGAACCGGAGGAAGUCGAGAGACUCGAGAAUUCGGUCUCUCAAAACGAUCGCAUCCGCGAGGAAUAUGUAAACUUUUUGACUCGCAAGAAACCUGCUGGAAUGUCGAUAGUUCAAUUUCUUCCAAUGGUUUUCUCGGACGAAGCUCUGGAUGGAUAUAAUUACAACGGAUCUAAUGCGCUCGGAAAAUGCAAAUUGCCCAUGAAAGGGUAUGACAUAUUUUCGCACUGCUUUAUUGGUAAGUCUAGCUCAGAACGUCUUAAGUUUGUAAUUGCAAUUCCACCGUUGAAAUACUGAUUCCUAUUUAAUCUAAGAACUAUGUAAUUGGGAUCUUAUUUCAAUUAAAUUAAAUUUUAAAACCGUUCCAUGAGAAUACUUUGUUAUAAUUUGAAAUGUUUCAGACAUUGAAUUUACCUGCGAUGAUUCUGUCACAUAGCUGAAGCGAGAUUUUUAUGUUUUGACCGGUCCUGGCCAAAAAUGAGACCCCCUCCCCACAAAAAGGGGAGAAUCAU